This is a messenger RNA of Engraulis encrasicolus (European anchovy), 4776 nucleotides long. Its product is annotated as desmoglein-2-like protein. The transcript has 14 exons. Gene Ontology annotation, molecular function: calcium ion binding. Bases 223 to 3606 code for a protein of 1127 amino acids. Gene Ontology annotation, cellular component: plasma membrane; desmosome. Lineage: Eukaryota; Metazoa; Chordata; Actinopteri; Clupeiformes; Engraulidae. Gene Ontology annotation, biological process: homophilic cell-cell adhesion. The record is from RefSeq and is a predicted model, not a curated record.
GCUCAGGUCUGAGUCUUUGCAUCAGAUUCAACUCAGAUGCAACUUCACAGCAAAUCACAGCUUGGAGACCGCUUGUAGACAGCUCAAACCAAAGUACUACAUGCUUUUGACCUCAAACAAAGUCUUCCUGGACCUCCACUUUUGAAGAACACAGUUGACCAUUAACGUACAUUGGUGCACAGAUUGCACAGGAAUAAAGGGAAAUAACGUUCAGUAAUUUGCAUGGCUGCCAGAGGACUUGUCUUGAGGAUCUUUGUCCUGAUUCUAAUACUGAUUACAGAAGCCCAGAGUAAGGGCAGAAGACUGAAGAGGACUGAAGAAUGGCUAAUCCCACCAAUUGAAAUUAUGGAGAAUACAGAUUAUAAUACACGACUUCGAAAAAUUUCAAGUAGUCGAACUGAACCAGUUCGUUAUACUCUUAUAGGCAAAGGAGCAUCUGAAAUUCACCAUUUCAGAAUUGAUGAAACGACUGGUGAGAUCUUUCUCAAUGGUCAUCUUGACAGAGAGGACAUAGAAGUUUACAAUAUGACGGCACAGGCAUUUUUUUUAGAUGGAACCGCAGCAGAGGAUCCCAUUGAUGUGGAAGUAAUAGUUGGCGACCAAAAUGAUUGUGAACCCAUAUUUUAUUUUGAGGCAUCUGGUGCAACUGGGUCAAUCUUUGAAUUAAGUGCAGAAGCGACUUUGGUCAUGACAGUCACUGCCACAGAUGCAGACAAAGCCGGCACCAUUAACUCACAGAUAUCCUACACAAUUGUUGAGCAAGGCCCUCUCGGAAGCCCUGAUAUGUUUUAUAUGAACAAGGCAACAGGAGAGAUAUUUGUGAAGUUAAGCACUCUGGACCGGGAGUCCCAGGGCAGCUACAGUCUGACAGUCGCUGCAGCCGACAUGAAUGGAGGAGCUGGAGGCCUAACAGGAACUGGGAAAAUUGUUAUCGAGAUUUUGGAUGAGAAUGACAACAUUCCAACUCUGGAAAAGACCCAUUUUGUGCUCGACGUAGAGGAGAACACAUUCAAUGUGACGGUGUUGACACUGCAAGCACUGGAUGCUGACCUAAUGCAUACAGACAACUGGUUGGCCGUUUUCACCAUUGUGUCCGGGAAUGAAGAUGGAUACUUCACCAUCACCACAAACAAAAAGACAAAUGAGGGAAUAAUGGUGCUGAACAAGGCCAUAGAUUAUGAGGAACUGAAAGAGCUUGAUCUCCAGUUUUCUGUUUCCAAUGUGGCCAAGUACCACUCCUCUGUCAUCACCAAAGCCACAGAGACUAAGACCUACUCUAUCAAGGUUCGUGUCAAAAGGAAACUACAGUUUCGCUUUGAGCCUGCAGUCAAACAUGUGUCUGUGCCAGAGGACCCCGCCCUUAUGGACCUGAAGCAGAUCAUCGCCACUUACAAGGUCAUCGACAGAGACACAAUGCUGCAUGCCACCAAUGUCAUAUAUAGAAAAGGAACAGAUCAGGAUAACUGGAUUUCUAUAGACUCAAUCACCGGUGAGAUCAGACUUAACAAAGUCCCAGACCGAGAAUCCAAGUAUCUGAUCAAUGGGAAAUACUACGCUAAAAUAAUUUGUUUCACAAAAGUUGACUCCUCAGGAAGCUCCCAGACAGUUACCGGAACAAUUGCUAUUAAUGUUGAGGACUUCAAUGACAAUUGCCCAAAGCUGACCAGCACCACUCAGAAUGUAUGCAUUCCCGAUGAAGACGAUGCAGUGUAUGUCACAGCGGUAGACGAGGAUUCCUCACCACAGAACGGACCACCAUUUCACUUUGAAAUUACCCAUAACAAUGACCAGUGGUCUGUGGAGCAUCUGCCAGAGAAUGGUACAACAGUGAUCCUCCGACCCAAACACAGUUUCUUGUUUCCUGGCACAUAUAAAAUCUCCAUGGAGAUCAAAGACCAGAAGGGAAAGGCCUGCCCUGAUGAGCAGGUGUUGACUCUGGAGGUGUGCACAACAACGCGUGGGGAUCCUCGGGAUCGUCGGGUCAAGCUAGGAGUAGGAGGCAUCCUUGUUAUGCUUUUGGGAUUUAUUCUGCUAUUCUUACUGCUCCUUCUGUUGCUGUUCUGCCUGUGCCAUUCUGGAGCACCGUCGUGUGGCUUUAAGGCCAUACUCUGGACAGCUCAGGAGCAUCUGAUUGAUUAUCACACCGAGGGCAAAGGCGAAGACAAGGAUUUGCAGAGUCUGGUCCUCCCAAUAGACACCACUGAUACACGUCCAGGUAUCGUCAUACCAGGUGGCUCUACAAUAAGCAAUGUAUCACAAGGAGGCUACAUAAGCAAUGUAUCAGGAGGCUACAUAAGCAAUGUAUCAGGAGGCUACACAAGCAAUGUAUCAGGAGGCUACACAAGCAAUGUAUCCGGAGGCUACACAAGCAAUGUAUCACAAGGAGGCUACACAAGUGAAUUUGAAGGUAUUGCUCUCUCAGAGGAAUUCCUUAGGGAGUAUGUUUCAAAGAAACUCUAUACGGUUGAGGAGCUGCAGGGCGAGAAGGAAACGCUGCUGAUGUACGAGUACGAGGGCCAGGAGUCUCCGGCAGGCUCAGUGGGCUGCUGUAGUCUUCUGGAGGACGACAAUGACCUGGCCUUCCUCCAUGACCUGGGACCCAAAUUCAAGACUCUGGCUGAAAUCUGUGUUGGCAGGGAAAUUGUCGUUGAGUCCAGCACUGUCACUGUCACAGCCCCUCAACCCCCGUACCAUGUGAUCCAGCCUCCCAGUCAUCCCCUUCCACACGGGACCAUUGACUUUGACUCCAGCACCGUGACUGUCAUAGCUCCUGCUCCUCCACAGCCGGCUGUGACAACCCAUGUGUCAUCCCAUGUGUCAUCCCAUGUGGAUAUCAGUAGAGACAUUACCAACAGCAUCAGUGCUGCCAGAGCUGAGGCCAGCAGCUUGGCUACUUCCUCCUCUUUGCUCCAGGAAAGCAUCAUCUCGUCUGGACGCCCUGCUACCACCACCGUACACGUUAAGGAGAACGUUGUGGUCCCCACCCAAACGCUUCUCAUCCAGCAACCAACUCUUUACUGUGCUGCUGCACCACCUAUGUAUGUUGUGGACCCACAGCCCCAUCAUACCCUGAUGUUGACGCCUGCUGUCAAUGUGGGUCAAAACCUGGUGAUGGUAGAGAGCAAUGCCACCAGUCAGCUGCAGGGGAUAAGUCAGGGUGUGGUUGGCAUGGGCAACAUACAGGGAGCCCACGGCUUGGUUCUGGUGGAGGGAAUCACCUCGGCUGCUGGUGAGCAGCAAGUUAUUGGCACAUUAGGCAAAAGGCAAGUGGUCACAGUCGAGACACAGCAAGGCACCAGAAGUGGCUUUGGGACAGGAAUUGGCCACAGUGCGACUUUAGGCUUAGGUAGUGCUUCACUGGCAGAGACAGCAGUGUCUGCUGCAAGUGGCAGGCUUCAUCAUGAAGCCAGUGGAGGAUUGAUUCAGGUUAUCCCAUCACAAGCCAGCGCAAGUCAGAGUGUAGGGCUGAGAGGUCAAAGUGCACCGUCCUUCUGUGUGAUGCCUGAGACAGUGUUUGACAGCACACACAAAGUUGUCGUACAGGAGAAUGUUUCGGUCACUGAGAGAACCAUGCAGUCAAGUGGCAUAGCAUACAAUGCAACUUAAAACUAACUUUUGCCUUAGUGCAGAAGGCCUGAUACAAAAAGUUAUUGAGUAUAAAGUAACCAAAACAUUGAUCUAUUUUGUGGCGGUUACCACACCUUCAUGUGGUUUAUAUUGCCUAUAUUGUAGAGAAGGAGGCAUAUUGUCGUCUAUUAACACAGUGUUAAGACAUUUAUGGAAGAAUAAGUCAUGAAUAUCAACAUGUAUUUGGCAAAUAAGGCAUCUCAAGUAAAUGGAUGUCAAAUUAUUUAUGAAAAUGUAUAAUGUUGUCUGGUGUAUUGCAUAUGUUUAUGAAUAGUCAGUAUUACUGCAAAGUAGUCUUAGAAGGUUAGAAGGAGCUCCUGACACCUGAACAAUUACAUACAUUCACAAAUCUGUGAUCGUGGGGCCAAGACCGUUGAGUCCAGCACUGUAUCUCUCACACCCCCUACACAGCCCCCUGCAACUCAUGUGGUAAUUUCUUCUGCUCAGAAAUACUGUAGCCGAAGCUAUUUGAAAGGGAAUCCAAAAUGUGGAUUGUCAUGAUAGACGGAGGCAGGUUCAAGUUUUUGUGUCCAAAGGGAAAGAAGCCUUUGAACAAGAGAUAGUAUUACGUCUUAUGUACAAUUUCUGCUGUGGUUGUUAUAUAGAUAGAUUUGUGUUUUAUGUUUAUCUGUGCCUAUCAUCUUUUUUUAUUUCUUUGUUUAAUUAUGUUUCAGUUCAAUUAUUUACCAAUGUUGCUCCAUUUAUGUUAUCUUUUACUUUUUUAUGAUUUGAAUUUGCAUGCAGUAGUCUUGUGCUCGUGUCUAUCAGCAUGAUUUGGAUUUGGUUUUCUUUUCUUUUCUUGCAAGGAGGAGAGAAUUUGUCACUGUACAGAAAUAGUUGAGAAUUAGCUUUUGUUGUUUUUUUAUCUAGUUUCUAGUCCAUGGUGAAAUAAAUCAAUUUCUCAUUUAAAUGUGUCAUUUGCUUCUUAAAUGUAAAAAAGAAAGCAGUUGAGGAAAACAACCAAAAAUAAUUAUAUAUCAUUUAUGGCCCAUCUCUCUGUGAUAGAUGGAGGUGACCAAACAGAGAGCGUGAGAGAAUUAUGGUGUGAUCACUGUGCUGUGUUGACAACAGUAACAUUGUAGAUACUUUUUUCAAUAAAAUGGGUGUCUUUUUGUGGAAGUCUUCCUUGUGAAGCAAAUUGUUGUUCUG